Molecule: messenger RNA, 7483 nt
Organism: Panonychus citri (citrus red mite)
Lineage: Eukaryota; Metazoa; Arthropoda; Arachnida; Trombidiformes; Tetranychidae
Gene: Pi3K68D
Product: phosphatidylinositol 4-phosphate 3-kinase C2 domain-containing subunit alpha-like
Exons: 4
Coding region: 946-6696 (1916 amino acids)
Biological process (GO): phosphatidylinositol-mediated signaling; cell migration; phosphatidylinositol 3-kinase/protein kinase B signal transduction
Cellular component (GO): phosphatidylinositol 3-kinase complex; plasma membrane; cytoplasm
Molecular function (GO): phosphatidylinositol binding; 1-phosphatidylinositol-3-kinase activity; 1-phosphatidylinositol-4-phosphate 3-kinase activity
Source: RefSeq, a predicted model, not a curated record
CUUUUCUGAAACUGAUUUUUUUUUCUUCUCUCAACAAAAAGUGUCAAUUCUUAGUCACAACAACAUUAAAGAAAUGAAAGCAAAAAAUUAACUCUUUUUGUUGCUGUAAAAAGAAAGAGCCAAUUGUUUGAUUUAAUUGUUAAAUCAUUAACUGAAACCAGAAAAUCGUGGGUUUGGAAUAUUUUGUUUUCCUGUUUUUCUAUUUUGUAUUUACCACCAACACCAAGGACCCAAAACUGUUGGAAGAGAAAAAGGAUUUUUGGUGACAAUUUUAUCAAUGGAACAAGUUAAUUAAAGACCAAGAUGAAUAAUAAUUAUAUUGAUCUGGUGCCUUUUGAAUUUUGUCAACAACAAGAAAGCAAAAGAUUCAAUCGCAAUGGUAGAAUUGAUUUUAAAGUGUAUCCAAUAACAAAAGGAGAACAAUGAUCAACCUAAUUGUUAACCUCUUUAAUGCUCAAUUUAUACUUCUAAUUGGUGAGAGAGAUCAAACAAAAUCAUCAAUCUAUUCAAAUUUAUAUUCAACAACAACAACAACAAGACACAUUUCCAAGAAUUAACAACAAAUAUCAACAAACUAUCAUCCUCAUCAAUAGAAUCAUUGUUUUUAUCAUUUUAUCAAUUUAUAUAUUUUCUAUUUAAUCGUAUUGUUGAUUUCCUUUUUCUAUUUACAAUCAACUGUACAGUGUCUCUCUCUCUCUCUCUCUCUCUCUCUCUCUCUCUCUCUCUCUCUUCCUUUCCUUUCGUUAAUUUGCUUCUUUUUCCACCCUCUCUAAUGUAAUCAUACGCCCCUCUUAAUCAAGAGCCUGUUUAAUUCAAUAAUCAACAAUCAACAUCAUCAAAUUGUGAACAAAUCAGAGGAACAUCAUCAAAACGAGAGAUCGCAUCAUCUAUUAACUCAUCGAAAUAAUCAGAGAAGAAAGAAAAUCAUUUUCUCUCUCAUCCAAGAUGAAUGAACAAUUUACCCGAGAUUCAAGUGAAACCAAACCAGCUCUCCCACCAAGAUUAUUCAUCCGUCCACCACCUCGUAAACCAACUGUGAUCAAUGAGCUGAAGAUGAAAGUGCCCUUACCCCGGCGAGCAUUACAAUCACAAUCACAACAACAAGUAAACAAUAAUGGUCCAACAAUUGAAUUUACUAAAUUAACUCCACCGCCAUCAACAAGCCAUAAAAAUGAAGGGUGUAAAAACACCACAACAACAACAUCCACCUUUACCAGUUAUAUUUAUAGUAGUAUAGCUGAAACACCAACAGUAAAUGAAAACAACAUUAACAAUACCGUUAACAAUAAUAAUAAUAUCAACAACAACAACAACAACAAUAAUAAUAAUAAUAAUAAUGUUACUACUACUGUGGCCUCAUCAAGACUUACAAGUAAUGAAGUUAACGGUAAUCCAUCCCAAGUAAAAUCUACUCCCGAUUAUGGUAUCAUCAAUCGAAGUGGGUCAAUACAAUCACAACAACAUCAAGCACCAAUACGAUCAUAUCAACCAUUCAAUGAUUUACCAUUUAGACCUAAUGCUCCGAAUACCCUUUGUUUAAAUAGUAAUAAUAAUACCAAUCAGUCAUCUUCAUCUGCAUCAUCUUCACCCUCUUUUGCCAACAAUUUUACACCAUUUACAUCAACAUCAACUUAUGCCAUUGUUUCACCUCAGAAACCACAUCCUGGUAAAUCAAAUUGGUUACCCGUUAAUAGCGGUACCAAUAGACCUGCGGCUUUGUCUCAUAGUAAUUCAUUCCCUUAUUUUGAUCCAUUUAAAAGAGACUCCAACAAUAUCCAAUUACAACAAAAACAACAACAACAAUCAUCAUCAACAUCAAACAAUACUAAUGUCUAUCAACAAAUACAACAAUCAGCAAUCACUCAUCCUGCUCAUUCAUUUGCAUCAAAUUCAGUUCAAAAUUUAUCUUACUUUUAUUCAUCAGUUACAUCACAAGUAAAUAAUGAAACGGUUCGGGAGAUGUUGGAAAAAAUUCGUAAACUUGGUGAAUUAGAGAAAUUACCAAAUGAGAAUCUAAUUGAUCUUGGACCAAAUUAUUCGGUUAAUCAACAAGAUGAUCUAGAAGAUUUGUUAAACCUUUUCGAUCCCUUAAUGAACAUAACAGAUGAAUGUGCUAUCGGUGGUUGUCAAGGUACAACUGAUAAUAAUAGGAAACAAUCAGGAGCCGAUGAAAAAUCAAUCAACAAUAAGGAAAUGACAACCGAUGAAUCUUGUUCAACCUCAUCAACCUCGUCAACAUCUUCUUCAUCAGCAACAACACCUCGAGAAACGAUUCCACCUCCAGCACCAAUGAGAGUUGAUUCAAUUGAUUCAUCAUCAAUCAAUACCUGUGACCAUGGACCAAUUAAUUCAUCAUCUAAAUUAUCAUCAGACAAUGAAUCAAAUUCCAGACUCUCUCGUAACAGUAAUAAUACAAUUCCCGCUGAUGCCAAUUUUCGUGUACGAUUCCGACCUUCACGUGCAGAUGCUGAAUUGACCUCUUUCGCACUAAAAGUUCACACAAUUCGAAGUAAAUUCAUCUCAACUGAUAAAUUAACCAAUUGUGGUUUUGUAGCAAGUCCAGGAUUAGAUUAUCGCAGGGAUAAUACACUUAGUGUUAAACUACAAAUCUAUCAUAAAUCAACCGAAUCACCUUUAUCGUUUACCUGUAAUGUCAAUACUUCAGUUGAACAUGUUGUCUGUCAUGCAGUUUGUUCAAUUCUUGAGGAUACCGUUGGUGUUAAUUUCGAUGAAUUUGUUUUAAAAGUUAAUUCUCUCAAUGAAUAUCUGGUCAAUCGAUCAACCCUUGGAGAUUAUUCUUAUAUUCAUCAUUGUCACAUGUUUGAUGAAGAUGUAAGGUUAACAUUGAUUAAUACCAAUGAAACUUGCCAUAAUAUUUACGCUCGAACCGUUGAAGAUGAUGAAACUGUUGUUAACCUUUCACCUGAUGAUCUUUUACCUCAACAUUGUGUAUGUAAAUUUGGUGAAAUUAAUCGAGAUACGGUAAACAUUAUGCUGGAAACACUAGAAGGUGAAAUUAGUAAAUUGGUUUUUAAUUCUAGUCACGAGAGUUUGGUUAAAACAAUCAAGGGUGUUAUCCAAGCAACCAAAGCACUUUGCUCACUAUUGGGUAACUGUGAUAUACUCCAGGUAACAGAGGCCAUUGAAAAUUUAUCACAAUUAUCUCUAGUCUAUGAUCAAUACAAGAAACGAGGUGAAAUUAUUCUCAAUCAACUAUCAGAGGAACAAUUAGAAGUAAUUCACAAAGAGGUUUUCCAUCAUGCAAUCGUCAAAUUAAAACGAGCAAUUAGAGAGAUGAUUGAUCUUUAUUGUUGUGCAUUUCCAGUUGAUUUUGAAUUGAUACCAGAAAAUAAUUUAGAUAUUGAAUCAAUCCUAACAAAUAGUGUAACAAAUGAUAAUAAUAAUAGAUUAUCAUCUUCAUCUGAUGGAUUAACAACAAGCACAAUAUCAUCUCAUGAUGAACCUAAACAAUCAUGUUCAUUAUCAACAAUGUCGGAAGCUUUAUUGGUUUACGUUGGAACAGUUAAUUGUCUCAAUUUUGAUUGGAAAAUGAGAUAUCGUGAAUUCUAUGUAUCCUGUGAAAUUUGGUUCGGUGAAAAUUUAAUUGCCAAUUGUAAAACCGGACGUGUACCUGUUAGUCAAGGACUUUUCCAGAGGCUGGUUUUCAAUGAAUUGUUACAUUUUCAAUCAGUUCUACUUUCCUCCCUACCUCGAGAGUCUUACCUUUAUUUCAAUUUGUAUGGUAUUGAAUUUCCUUCAUCAUCAUCAUCAUCAUCUACCAACAAUCAGCCUCCAUCAUCAUCUGCAUCAACUCCACUCUCAAAUUCAUCUACUCCAAUAACUGAUCAAUCAAUAAUUUCUUCAACCGGUGAAAGAGAAACACCUAAACUUGUUGCACUCUCAGUUCUCAAGCUUCUUGAUUUCCGUCAACAUCUUGUCCAAGGUUCGAUACUUCUUGGCAUGUGGACUGGAGAUAUUGUCAAUAAAACGGCUCGAACUUGUUUUAACACAUCUAACCUUGAAAAAGGAUCACCAUUAAUUAUAAUUAACUUGCCUGAUCAUGGUUGUGACAUUUGUUUCCCAUCAAUUGAACCAGAAUCAAAUAUCAAUACUUACAUUAAACAAGAUCUUAAUUUACUUGAUUCAGCAACUCAAACCGAUAUCCAUGUAAUACUUAACUCGGAUCCGGUUCAACAAAUGUCACGUUCUGAUGAAAAUAUUAUCUGGGAUCGUCGUCACUAUUUACAUGAGCUUCCAUCAGCUUUACCAAAGGUACUAAAAGCAGCACCCUCAUGGAAAUGGUCUUAUCUCAAUGAUAUUUAUCACAUGAUUCAAACAUGGAAUCCACUUCCAGCCAUUGAUGCAAUGCAACUUUUAUUACCUCCUUUCUUGGAUAAAUAUGUCCGCUCAUCGGCGGUCACUUGGAUUGGACGAUUAAGAAACGAUGAAAUCUGUGAUUAUCUACCCCAGUUAAUUCAAGCGCUUCGAUUUGAACCAUACUUUGAUUCAGCGUUGAUUUGGUUCCUUUUAGAAAAGGCUUACUCAAGUGUCCGUAUCGCUCACAAUUUAUACUGGCUACUCAAACAGAACCUCGAUGAUCCCAUCUUUUCGUACCGAUCACGGAUCUAUUUAAACGCUCUCCUACUUACCUGUGGUGAGGCUCUUCGAAAUCUUUUCGAAAACCAGGAAACACUUCUUUCGAAAUUAUCUCUUGCCACUGAUCAUCUGAAAACAACUAAAGACUCACAUCGAAUGAUUUCCCUCUCCAGAGACCUAGAACCAGUCGAUAAUUUCUUAAUGACUCAUCCAUUAGCGCUACCACUCUCACCGAGUAUGCAGGUUGUCGGUUUGAACAUAAAAUCUUGUUUCUAUUUCACCUCCAACACUUUACCCAUUAAAUUGGCCUUUAAAAGUGAACCAUCAAGCUCCGUUUUUACCCAAAUAGACGCGAUGUACAAGGUUGGUGAUGAUCUACGACAAGAUUCAUUUACCAUGCAAAUGAUUAAAAUUAUGGACAAAUUGUGGUUAAAAGAAGGUCUCGAUUUGAAAAUUGUAACCUUUGGUUGUAUUGCGACAGAUUUUCGUAAGGGUUUCGUUGAGAUUGUUAAAAAUGCUGAAACUUUACGGAAAAUUCAAACAGAAUAUGGUAUUACCGGAUCAUUUAGAGAUUCUUGUAUAUCGGAGUGGCUUCAAAAACACAAUACAAGUGAACUAGAGUACCGAAAAUCAGUUGAAAAUUUCACCUACUCGCUGGCCGGUUACGUGGUGGUCACUUAUGUUCUUGGAAUUGGUGAUCGGCAUAAUGAUAAUAUUAUGAUAACCACAUCGGGUCACUUGUUUCACAUUGACUUUGGUAAAUAUCUUGGUGAUGCUCAAAUGAUUGGCUCAAUCAAACGAGAUCGAACUCCGUUCAUUUUGACUAGUGACAUGGCCUAUGUAAUUAACGGAGGUGAUAAACCGUCCAAACAAUUUCAAUAUUUUGUUGACCUUUGCUGUCAGGCCUUUAACAUUAUCCGCCGUCAUACCAAUCUAUUUUUAAAUCUUUUCUCACUCAUGGUUUCCUCUGGAAUACCUGGACUUUCAAUCGAUGCCGUUAAGUACAUUCAUCGAACUCUUUUACCAAGUUUAACGGAAGCCGAAGCGACCGCUGCUUUCAACAAAAUGAUCGGUGAAACAUUAUCCUCAGUCUCCACCAAGUUCAACUUUUUCCUUCAUAAUUUGGCUCAAUUAAGAUUCACGGGCGACCAUAAUGAUCCAUCAACUCUGUCCUUUGUUCCCAAAAAGUACACCAAAGAGACCGAUGGUCGUAUUAUUGGCCUUCGAGUUGAAAAUUAUUUCAAAAAGUAUGAACCUGAAAAGGUUUACAUUUAUGUGAUUAGAGUUGAAAGGGAGCAUCAAAAAGAUCCAACUUUUGUUUGCCGAUCUUAUCGAGAGUUUUACGAGCUCCAUCAGAAAAUGACCUCACUAUUCCCCCUGGUUCGUCUUUACCCAUUAAACAGAUCGUCAAGUUUCAUGGGCCGAAGUAACACCCGUGAAGUGGCCGAAAAACGCGCUCCUGAGAUUGAUUUCUUUUUAAUGUCUCUCAUGCAUAUGACAGAAGAAAUCGCUCACAGUGACAUAGUUUACACCUUUUUCCAUCCGAUUCUUCGUGACCAGGAAGCCAUUUGGGGACAAAGUUCAUCGAGUUCAUCAUCACUUCCAUCAAUGGCAUUAUCGGCCGCUGCAUAUACAUCAACGGCCGCCGCCUUCUCACCCGGAUCCCAAACAUCAUCCAACUUGUGUCCACCCUCAAUGAUGACCCUCUCCUCACCAAUGUCAUCAUCGACAACAUCCUCAAUCAAACUGUCCAUUCAAUAUCGUAACGGUGAACUGAUCAUAAUGGUUAUGCACGCUAAGAACCUUCAAUCACCUCGAUCAUCAUCUCCCGAUGUUUACGUGAAAACUUAUCUUCUUCCCGAUUCAUCCAAAUCAACUAAACGAAAAACCAAAGUGGUAAAUCGUAACAGUCACCCCACCUUCAUGGAGAUGAUAAUCUAUCCCUUCCCCAAGGAACAAGUUCUACUUCGAACCCUUCAAGUGUCCAUUUGGGACUACGAUCGUGUCUCUGGCAACCUUUUCAUGGGUCAAGCACUUAUUCCCCUCCAUGAACUAGAUUUAACUAAUGAAACAGUCGAUUGGUAUCCAAUGUCAACAUGAACAAUCAAUUAAUAAUCAGCAACACAAAUUGAAUUGCUGACUAACCUCUUGGGGGAAUCAUUAAUUAAAUUAAUCAACAGAUAAUCAAUGCAUCUGAACAAAGGAUCCAUUACAUGAAGAGCUUUAAAUAAUCAAUUGAUCAAAUCAAUUAAAUCAUCAAUUAAUCACUAGCACUUUUUACUGAUUAUCACAAAAAUCAACUUGAAUUACCUUCACCCUAAAUCUUAAAUCCAUCCGUAAAUGUAAAUCAAAUCACAAUUGGAUUUAUUUUUUCACCUUUAAUACACAUCACAAUUAACUAAAUCUUGGAUCAAAUUGUCUAUACACACGAACAAUCAACCAACAAUUAAUCAAUUACUUUCUUUUUCUACUCGAAGUACUUUCAUAAAUUAAUCAACAAUUAAGGUGUUUCAAUGUGUAUCUAUUGUCUGCUUAAUUUACUUUUAAUUAUCCAUCUUAAUUACCAAUAUAACUUUGAUUGUUAAUUGUUUCUCUCUCUCUCUCUGUAAAUUAUUAUAUAUCCUUCAAAUUAGUUUUACAUCAUCAUCAUCAUCACCAAACACAACAAUCAACGAAUCAUCUUUAUCAUCCUUAACCAUAAUUGGUUCUUGCUUGGAAAUGAUUAACAAUUAUCACUUACAAACUAAUUUUUUACACCAACAAUUGAAUCUGAUUUUUAUCAUCACAAUUUAAUUGCAUCAUUAUGAUCAACUCCCUCUGAUAUGAAUCAUUUGUAUCUCAACACUUUUUUUAAACAAAAAUCAAUUCAAAUUUGUUAAUCAACAAA